Fonticula alba is the source of this 1062-nucleotide messenger RNA. RefSeq lists its product as hypothetical. Gene Ontology annotation, cellular component: cytoplasm. The coding region runs from base 1 to 1062 and encodes 353 amino acids. Lineage: Eukaryota; Rotosphaerida; Fonticulaceae. The transcript is spliced from 5 exons. Gene Ontology annotation, molecular function: tryptophan-tRNA ligase activity; ATP binding. Gene Ontology annotation, biological process: tryptophanyl-tRNA aminoacylation. The record is from RefSeq and is a predicted model, not a curated record.
AUGACCUCUGCCCCCGACACUCCCCCCGCGGACGUGCCUGCCGCCGCCGCCACCACCACCGCCGCCGCCGCCGCCGCUGCCGCGGAUGCUGCCGCUGCCGCCGACUCCGAGGAGAUGGUCGUCAACCCCUGGAAGGUGUCCGGCAAUGUGGACUACGAGAAGCUCGUGCGCGAUUACGGCAGCAAGCACAUUUCGCCGGAGCUGAUCGAGCGCCUGGAGCGCGUGACCGGCCACCGGGCGCACCGGCUCCUCCGUCGCGGGGUCUUCUUCUCCCACCGGGAUCUGGAGGCCCUGCUGGACGCCAAGGAGCGUGGUGAUCCGGUUUUCCUGUACACCGGCCGCGGCCCCAGCUCGGACUCCAUGCACAUUGGCCAUCUUGUGCCCUUUAUCUUCACCAACCACAACAUUGGCCAGUGGAGCUUCCCUGCCAUCCAGGCGGCCCCCUCCUUUGCCUCGUCCUUCCCGGCCAUCUUUGGCCAGGAUGAGGCGGUCUUCCGCCGGGCCUUCUGCCUGAUCCCCUGUGCCAUCGACCAGGACCCGUACUUCCGCAUUACUCGUGAUGUUGCGCCUCGGCUGAAGUACAACAAGCCCUCGCUCCUCCAUGCCAAGUUCAUCCCCGCCCUGCAGGGGUUCAACACCAAGAUGAGUGCCAGCUCCCAGACCUCGGCCAUCUUCCUGACCGACACCCCGAACCAGAUCAAGAACAAGAUCAACAAGUACGCCUUCUCCGGGGGUCGCAUGACGGUCGAGGAGCAUCGCGAGCUUGGCGGCGAUCCCGACGUCGAUGUCGCCUUCAACUACCUCACCUACUUCCUGGAGUCCGACGAGGAGCUGGCCGACAUUGAGAAGAAAUACCGCUCCGGCGAGAUGCUCACUGGCGAGCUGAAGAAGAUUUGCAUCAACGUCCUGACCGAGUUCAUCACCGAGUUCCAGGAGAGCCGCAAGAAGAUCACCGACGAGAUGGUCUCCCACAUUAUGACUCCGCGCAAGCUCGACUACACCUUCACCAUGCCGCCGCCCAAGGCCGAGUCCGGCGACAAGAAGAAGUCCAAGAAGAAGUAG